GACGGGCGAGGCUGGCGGCCAUCAGCGGACUAUGCUGGCUCUCCUGGACGCCGCGGCCCUCAUGCUGGUCGCCGGGGCACCCUGGGUGUCGCCUGCAGCCGCAGGUGGAAAUACUCUCCAGUCUCCAGAAAACGUGGAGGUGCACAUUAUAGAUGACACUUUUACCCUGAAGUGGAGUCGGAGCGAUGACUCUGUUGGGAACGUGACUUUUUCAGCUGAGUACCAAAUGUCUGGAAUGGAUAAUUGGAUAAACUUGCCUGGGUGUCAGUCUAUUACUGGUACCAGAUGCGACUUUUCUUCAGACGAGCUAGAUGUGUUUGAACAAGUUACAUUACGUAUAAGAGCAGAAAAGGGAAAUGAAACUUCUCCGUGGCAAGAAGUUGAAUCAUUUGUCCCAUUUCAAAAAGCUCAGAUUGGCCCUCCAAAAGUGCAUUUGGAAGCUGAAGAUAAAGCCAUCGUAAUUAGCAUCUUGCCUCCUGGGACAAAAGAGAGCCUCAUGUGGGCUAUGGAUAGUUCGAGCUUCAAGUACCGCUUGGUUAUCUGGACGAAUUCCUCUGGUGCAGACAAAAGGAUUGAGACUGUUUAUCCCAGAAGUAAAAUUUAUAAACUCUCACCUGAAACUACUUACUGUUUACAAGUGAAGGCAUACCUCCGUGUGCCGAGAAAGAACGGCAUGUACAGUCCCGUGUAUUGUAUCAGCACCACAGUUGAAAGUAAACUGCCUCCACCAGAAAAUCUAAAAGUCGAUUCAAAAAAGUCGAUCUGUAGUCUUAAAUGGGAUACUGCAGAUGAAAAUACGACCUUUCAAGUUCAGUGGCUCCAUGCAUAUUUAAAAAAAAUUCCUGGGAACCAUUCAGAUAAGUGGAAAACAAUACCUGGCUGUGAAACUCUGGAAACCACACAGUGUGUCUUUCCUCCAAAUGUUUUCCCGAAAGGAAUUUACUUUUUCCGGGUGCAGGCAUCUAAGGGAAAUAGCACUUCUCGCUGGUCUGAAGAGAAAGAAUUUUACAUUGAUACGCAAACGGUCGUCCUUCCUCCCGUCAUUCGUAUGAAAUCCAUCAAUGGCUCGCUGAACGUCUAUAUCGGUGCUCCAAAAGAAAAUAAGUCUGUGAACCCAAAUUACCCACUUACUUAUGAAGCUCACUUGUGGAAGAACACUUCCAAUGCUCAGAUCAAAACUAUACAAACAAAAACGGAUUUUAUUAUUCCUAAUGUGGAACCACGGACUGUAUAUUGCAUUAAAGCCAGAGCACUUAUUGAGGAUGAAAAAUGGAAUACAAGCAGUGUUUUCAGUGAAAUUGUGUGUGAGGAAACAAAACCAGAAACCAUACCCGUCAAAUGGCUUAUCGCUGGAAUCUGCAUUGCGUUAUUUUGCACCCCGUGUGUCUUCUAUAGCCUGAAAGGCCUCCUGAGGUGUAUCAAUUAUGUAGUCCCCCCUUCGAGGAAACCGCCGCCCUGUAUCCAAGAGUAUUUAUCAGAACAUUCGCUGAAGAACCUGCUCCUUUUGGCGUCUGAGGAACAAACCGAGAGAUGUUUCAUCAUUGAAAGGGUGAACCCUCUUCCCCCCACAGAAGAAGAAACCAAUCAAAUGGACGAAGAUCACAAAAAGUACAAUUCCCAAACGAGUCGAGAUUCAGGGAACUAUUCUAACGAGGACGAAAACAGCGGCAGUAGCACAAGUGGAGAAUUGCAGCAGGCGAUCGUGUGACUGGAAACCAGUGCUCACGUCGUAGGAAAGUUGGUGGGAGUUUUUCGGGGGGCUGAGUGACUUGCUUUUUCUCAGUCACUAACAAGUGGAUGUUUGCUUGUUGGGGAAGAAGAGAAAAAUCUUCAAGUCAGAGGUCCUAAAACUACAGAUCAGCACUGAACUGUCUGAAGAUGCAAAUACAGAAGUUUGGAGGACAUUUUAACCACCUUCCUUUCCACCUCUAAGGUCUUGAGAGACUACUUGUCCUUGGCCCUGCCUUUGAUGAACUACACUGAGUCAGGAAGGUGGCCAACUCCCUUGCUAAUGUAUCCUCAGCUUCCCUUGGCUAACUGUACUUGUGGAACGGGAUCUCUCUGUGCUCCGGCCAGGAGGUAACUGAGCACCCUGCUGCUAUCUCAGAGAGGGUGGCUCACACCCACAGCCGCUCCACAGAAGAAUGAUGGUUCUCCCUAUAGGUGUACUGCCGUCGAAACCCUUUGGGGAAGUUCUACCCUCCCCUGGAUGGCUAUGUGAGUCAAUCUCCUCGCCAGCUGCGAUUUGGGUUUGAACUUUCAGAGAAUGCUGGUUACUGCAUGUGCCUUCUGUUGAUCCCCCACUCCCAGUAUUACAUAUACUUCCUCACAUUCCCAAGGGACAUCAGGAACAUUGGGUCUUUUCUCUCAGAGGUAGGCCUUGAAGGAGUUACUCUAGAAAAUGGCACCAGAUGCCAGAAAGAUCAACAAAAAUUGCAGGGUCGUUCUAGCCACUUCCCUCUAGGACCAUUGGCCUUGUAUCGCAGUUACCUACCCGUCCCGUGGCUUAGGAUGAAAGCCAAGAGUCUCUGCCGCACAUCCAGACUUCCUGAUCGAUAGCUGAUUCAUUAAGCCGAUCACAUGAUGAGAGUUUGCAGUCACUAAAGUUAAAGGAAAAUGGGUGCUGAUCUGAUGAGAAACAUGAUUUUUGUGAGGUUGGGAGCAUGCAGAGGGAAGCCCUAGCUUCUGUAAAGACCUUUGGGGCCAGAAAAUGCUGACGGGGGGAAACCAUGGAACUUGGAACAAAGUACCUAUCUGUUAAAAAUACAAAUAAUGCUCUCCAAAGGCAUUCUAUAGCUUAUUUUAAUUCCUCGAGAUUUGGGAUUUCCUAUGGACUGCUUUCGAACAAAGGAAGUGGCCUCUAGGGCAUAAUGCUAAUGAGCUGUUACUCUGUGGACCAGGGAG
Molecule: messenger RNA, 2904 nt
Organism: Echinops telfairi (small Madagascar hedgehog)
Lineage: Eukaryota; Metazoa; Chordata; Mammalia; Afrosoricida; Tenrecidae
Gene: IFNAR1
Product: interferon alpha and beta receptor subunit 1
Exons: 11
Coding region: 32-1708 (558 amino acids)
Molecular function (GO): protein binding
Source: RefSeq, a predicted model, not a curated record